CCAGCGUUUAUCAACAAAUCAAAACAACAACGCGAGCAACAAUUGCUUAUAAAGUUAAACUUUUUGCAGCCGCAUUGUUAUUCCAUAUAUCGACAUGCCAGAUUCGCCGCCACCGGCUACCAAUUGUGAAGAAGCACUGGUCCAGUUGAAGAAGUUCGGGUACGCCUUCGACGGAGCUGGAGUCCUGCGCAAAAUCGAUCCCGCCACAGGAGAGCCCGGCAAGGAGCCUUUUUCCUAUAACGUCAGCGAUGAUCCCGCCGAGAACGAGAAGCACUACCAAAAUCUGGCCAAUCAAAUCCCGGAGAUUGUCUACGCUCUUCUGGAAAAAAAUGGUCUUAGUCGAACCUAUAUUCCCUUUAACAAUCCCCCAGAACGUUCUUCGUUCAUCUACUCUCAACCCGCGAAGUUGUCGCAGUCAAAAAAGUUACUAGUUCUCAUCCAUGGCAGUGGUUAUGUGAAGGCUGGACAGUGGGCUAGAAGUUUAAUUAUAAACAACUCCUUGGACCACGGCUCUCAGUUGCCCUACGUACGACAGGCACAGAAACUAGGGUACGAUUUGCUUAUUACCAAUGCAAAUGAUUGCAAACGAUUCUACAACGGAAAGGAUAAUCCGAUCAAGGAAGUAGACACUCCUAUAGAUCACACUAGAUAUGUGUGGAAGAAUAUUGUGUUGCCCUCAAAACCGGAGAGUGUGGCAAUUGUGGCCCACAGCUAUGGUGGCUGUCUCACACUAGAUCUGGUGGAUCGUUACUCGGACUUCUUUAAAGAAUCUGUCUUUGCGAUUGCCUUCACCGAUGCGGUUAUGGGAAGUCCCCAGGCCAAGAACAAGGAUUACCUGUGUGAUGUGACCUGCGAUUGGGUUGCCAGCAAUUCGCCUUUGGACACACCCGUCUCACAGUCAAAGAACGGCAUCCGAAAGAUUUCCGCUGGACACACCAAACAUGAGUGGACCUCUUACUCGGCCAUCGAUUCCGUGUUCAAGUUCAUCGAGGAAAAGUAUGAGCAGCGGUCGAACAAGAAGUGACAGUCCAACAUCUACUUGUUAAAGAAUUUGUACACUUCCCAUAACUUGAAGAUGUGAAUAUAAAUUAUGUUUUUACCGCCAGAACACA
Molecule: messenger RNA, 1112 nt
Organism: Drosophila ficusphila
Lineage: Eukaryota; Metazoa; Arthropoda; Insecta; Diptera; Drosophilidae
Product: FAM172 family protein homolog CG10038
Biological process (GO): regulatory ncRNA-mediated heterochromatin formation
Cellular component (GO): nucleus
Molecular function (GO): siRNA binding
Source: RefSeq, a predicted model, not a curated record